This is a messenger RNA of Linum tenue, 841 nucleotides long. NCBI's taxonomy places the organism in Eukaryota, Viridiplantae, Streptophyta, Magnoliopsida, Malpighiales, Linaceae. The record is from the annotation of a GenBank genome assembly.
CAAUCAUGCAAAAUUGCAAAGAAGUCAAGUAAAAGUAAGCUCUUCAACCGUUUUGAUUUUGAUUACUUCUUCCCAUAUAUAAAUAUAGCCAUUACACUCUGCAUCAACCCACAAAAGAGGAAGCAGCGAUCAUUCAUGGCUUCCCUUGCACCUCACAGAGUUGCUGCUGCUGCUGCUGUCCUUCUGAUUUUCUGCAUCGGGUUUUUUUUAGCCAUGGAAGGUGGGGAAGCAGCCAGAGCAGCUAGAAUUUGCCCUAUGUACUGCUUGGAUGUGGCGUACAUGACUUGCAAUAACUCGUCGUCGUCGUCGAGUAACAACAGUACUGAUGAACAUCUAAGGCCAGCCUGCAACUGUUGCUUGGCACCUAAGAACUGCACCCUGCACCUAGCUAAUGGCAGUUCCAUGAAUUGUCUUCAUCAUUAAUGGAAAAACCCCCAACUCCAUAGUUCUUGACUUCUUGUCUUUGCCGUCGUCAGCCAUUAAUCAGCCGGCCAGCAAAAUUGCAGUUGGGAUGAUUCUAUGGGUUAUGAAUAAAUGUUACAUAGAAAUCAUUGACCAUUGUGUAACACAAAUGACAUAUGCUGAAGGUGUAUAAUUUAUGGUUCCAGGGUAUUUAGAGUGUUGCGGUUACUUAAACUGUAUUAGUAUUGGGCCUUGUCCGAGUUGUAGUAGGUAUGGAUACUUGGCCGCACUCGACUCUUCUCGUUAGGGUUUUAACCCUAGUCUAUCUCUAUAUAAGACUUAGCUACGAACCUGUCGUAAGCAAGCCGUCAAAAUGUAAACCUAAUCAGAAAUCAGUCGUAAGCUCUUUCGAGCUCACCGUGGACUAGUCAUGUUCGAC